Lachancea dasiensis is the source of this 1800-nucleotide messenger RNA. The record is from the annotation of a GenBank genome assembly. Lineage: Eukaryota; Fungi; Ascomycota; Saccharomycetes; Saccharomycetales; Saccharomycetaceae.
AUGAGAGUAUCCGAAAAAUUGCAGAAGAAUUUAGAAUCGAAUGAGAAGUCGAAGCCGACCUUCUCGUUCGAAUUCUUUGUUCCUAAAACUUCUCAAGGUGUGCAAAACUUGUACGACAGAAUGGACCGCAUGUACCAAACGAGGCCUCAAUUCAUUGAUAUAACUUGGAAUGCGGGAGGUAAAUUAUCUCAGUUAUCAACUGAUCUAGUUUCUACUUCUCAAUCCGUUUUGGGGCUAGAAACGUGUAUGCAUCUUACUUGCACAAAUAUGCCAGUAGAGCUGAUCGAUGACGCGCUGGCGAAAGCUUACGAGUCCGGCUGUCAGAACAUAUUAGCAUUAAGAGGUGACGCCCCGUCGACUACCGGUGAGUGGAAACAGUGCGAAGGUGGCUUUGCCUAUGCUAAAGAUCUCGUCAGCUACAUUCGAAAGAAGUAUGGGGAUCAUUUCGACAUUGGAGUUGCUGGAUAUCCAGAAGGCCAUCCUGAAGAAGAAGCUUCACCACAAUUGAUUCAGUUCUUGAAAGAAAAAAUCGAUGCGGGUGCCAAUUUUAUCAUCACCCAGAUGUUUUACGAUGCCGACAUAUUCAUCGAUUGGUGUCGUCAGGUGCGCGAAGCCGGAAUCGAAGUCCCCAUUAUUCCAGGUAUCAUGCCGAUAACCACUUACGCUGCAUUUUUGCGUAGGGCGUCAUGGUGCCAAAUCCACGUUCCUGACGAAUUUAUGGCAGCUUUGGACGCGGUUAAAGAAGAUGACCAAGCUGUACGUGAAGUGGGGACUCAACUUUUGACGGGCAUGUGCCAGAGGUUGUUGGACAGCGGCUACGUCACCCAUCUGCACAUGUACACGAUGAACUUAGAAAAAGCUUCAAUCAUGAUCUUGGACAGACUGGGCCUCUUGACGGAAGACGAGGACAUUUUCCGGGACGAUGUGGUACCAAUGCCUUGGAGGAAGUCUCUCCAUCCUCAACGCCGUAACGAGUCUGUUCGUCCGAUUUUCUGGCAAAAGAGGCCAUAUUCGUACGUGGCGCGUACUUCACAGUGGUCCGCGGAUGAGUUUCCCAACGGUAGAUUUGGUGAUUCGUCUUCCCCAGCGUUCGGAGAUCUGGAUUUACUGGGCUCGGCUUUGAUUAGACAAUCUCCACAACGUGCAGUUGAAUUGUGGUCGGCCCCAAAAGCCUUUUCCGAUCUCACCGGUCUGGUUGUUGCUUAUCUGCAAGGUAACACAAAAUGCCUGCCCUGGUGCGAUGUCGCUUUGAACCACGAGGUGGAUUCCAUUUUACCGCAACUGUUGGAGCUGAAUCAAAAUGGAAUUCUUACCCUCAACUCGCAACCUCGCGUGAACGGUUCAAAUUCGGGCGAUAAAGUCAUAGGCUGGGGUCCCAGCAACGGCUACGUUUUCCAAAAGGAAUACCUCGAAUUCUUGCUACCCAAAGACAAGCUCUCUACUUUUGUGAACCUGGUGGAAGGUGGCUCGACUCUAACGUACUUCGCCGUCGAUGCCACUGACAAGUUGUACUCUAACCAUCCCGACGACACUGCCGCUAACGCGGUCACGUGGGGUAUUUUCCCCGGGCGCGAGGUUCUGCAACCCACCAUCGUUGAGAAAGUCUCGUUCCUGGCCUGGAAGGAGGAGUUUUUCCAAAUUCUGGAGGAGUGGGGAUCAAUCUUGGGUGAGCAAGGCCACAGUGAGAGUGCCGAAUUGCUAAAAUCUGUUAUUCAGAAUUACACUCUAGUGAACAUCGUCGACAACGACUUUGUGACUGAGGGCGAUCGCAUUUACGACCGUCUCAGACACUUGUACUGA